Messenger RNA from Dendrobium catenatum, 5822 nucleotides. RefSeq names its product putative 1-phosphatidylinositol-3-phosphate 5-kinase FAB1D. Gene Ontology annotation, molecular function: ATP binding; 1-phosphatidylinositol-3-phosphate 5-kinase activity. Gene Ontology annotation, cellular component: endosome membrane. Bases 360 to 5546 code for a protein of 1728 amino acids. The transcript is spliced from 13 exons. NCBI's taxonomy places the organism in Eukaryota, Viridiplantae, Streptophyta, Magnoliopsida, Asparagales, Orchidaceae. Gene Ontology annotation, biological process: phosphatidylinositol phosphate biosynthetic process. The record is from RefSeq and is a predicted model, not a curated record.
UCCAAAACUGCCCCCUUUUUUCCAUCUGCACACGGUAGAAAAAUCCUAUUAAGCUGCAAGCUCUGACCUUUGCUUUUCUUUUCUCAUUUUCUUUCCUUCUUCUCGCCGUCCGUGCUCUCUGGCGUCUUGGUUUCUUCUGCUUGUAGUUUGUUAAGUUGUGUGGUAUUUUUUGUGAGAUCGGAGAAGGUGUUGACGGUUCGAGAGCGAUGCAGCUGUAGGCUCGCUGCUACGGCUGCUGGAGAUGCUUUGGUCUACGUCAGGUGGGUAGGGCUUUGCUUGUAUAUUGGUAACAAGAAGUGGAAUCUUGUCUAUUUGAAUGUCUUUGAUUUCUUCGAGCUUCCGAUAUUCAUUGCGAUUGGAUGAUUACAAUGUGUAAUGCAUGCAAUGAUGGGCAGAAAGUACUGGGUUGUGGGUUUGAUUGUAAAAGCUACAGUACUUCCUACUGCCUUGAUCUUGACAAAAAAGAAUACACAUUAGCUACAGACAUAAAGCACCUAAUGUACUCUCAUGCUUUUCUGUUGGACAAGUAUGUAACGGAUCAGCGUUUAACAACUGAAUUGAUUGCUAAGACUAAGCCUAAGACUCCUACCUGCAGUUUUCCAGCACGACUUUCGCCGGAUCCAUUGAUCUCUGCUUCUGACUGUGGCAACUCAAUAUCUGAGAUGAAUUCUCACGUCAGGGAAAAUGGAGAUGAAACUGUAGAUAUUCAGCUCGAGCAACCAAAAAUAUCUACUAGACAUGGAGAAGUGACUGCAAGUAAGGUCUUUUCAGAGAUUUUCGAUGCCUCAAGUUCUGAUUUAGCAACUGGAUUGGAUAGAAUUGGGGAGGCCACAUUGUCAGGAGAAACUUUUAGAUCAAGAGCCUUUGCUCUAGAAAGUCAUGAAAAUGGUAAAGAUGAGAGGCUUCAUCAUGUUGACAACAAUCAAGGAGAUCUACUAUCUGUAGGCUCAAGGGCUGGGGAUGAUCUAGAUAAGGUUGAGAACGGGAUUUCAAGAAGUAAUUCAUUAGUAUUAUCUCUUUUGAAAACAGAUCCUCUUAUUUGGAAGCCACCAGAGGCAGCAAAUAUUGAAGAUGAUAUGGAUAGUAUUGCAAAUAAUGAUGAUGAUGACGAUGAGGACUACAGUGAUGGCACAAAAUGGGGACAAUCUACUUCUUUAGGAGAUUUUGAUAAAAUUAAUGGAAAUAGCUACAAGGAAGCACGCCAAAAAGCAAUGGUGGCAGCAAUGAAUGGGCAAUUUAAGAUUCUUGUAAGUAGGUUUUUGGCGUCUGAAGGACUUCCCUCUAUUGAUGAAGGCCAUGAUCUUGGCUGGCUUGACAUUGUUACUUCUUUAUCCUGGGAAGCUGCACUUUUUAUUAAGCCUGAUGCAAAGGAGGGAAGAGCUAUGGAUCCAGGAUCCUACGUGAAAGUAAAAUGUGUUGCAACUGGUGCUCCCAGUCAGAGUCAGGUGAUCAAGGGUUUAAUUUUCAAGAAAAAUGCUGCUCACAAGCACAUGCCAACGAAAUUCAAAAAUCCAAGGCUUCUACUGGUCAAAGGGGUCCUCGGGCAUAGUGAGCUUGGGUUGUCAUCAUUUGAUUCAAUGGAUCAGGAAAAAGACCACUUGAAGUCAAUCAACGAAAUGAUAGAAGCUUGCCAUCCGAAUUUGGUUUUGGUGGAGAAAUCCGUCUCACGUGAUAUACAAGAGUUUCUGCUAGCUAAGGGAAUGACUUUGGUAUUUGACAUGAAAAUUGCACGUUUAGAAAGAAUCGCUCGCUGCACUGGUUCUCAGAUUAUUCCUUCUGCUAACAUUCUGACUAACCGAAACAUCAAGCAGUGUGACUCAUUCCAUAUUGAAAAGUUAACGGAAGAACAUAACGGUUCUACUGAAGCUGGAAAAAGGACAAGCAAAACUUUGAUGUUUCUGGAGGGUUUUUCCAAACCCUUGGGAUGCACGAUAUUGCUUAAAGGGGCUCAUAUUGAUGAACUAAAGAGAGUUAAACGAGUUGUUCAAUACACCAUCUUUGCAGCAUAUCAUUUGAUACUGGAAACAUCAUUUUUUGCUGAUCAAAGAGCUCUGUUCUCUAACAUAGAUAGUUCAGAAGGCAAUGAUGAAUCAACAGAUAAAGCAGUCCCAAAAAUUGUUGUUGGUGCUGCACAAUACUCAAAUUCGUCCGACACUCCUGCUUCUAAUGGCUUUUUGGAAUAUUCAGCUCAUGAAGGGUUUUACACUGCACAUCUUGAUGUGAGCAUAUCUUCAGAUGACCCUAGAUUUGUUGGUAAUAUUGAUUUUUGUGAAGAUAACUUUAAGCAAGGACAUCUUCCCAGGAGUUUAUCCAAUGAAAAUACUGUGAAUCAUUCUAGCUCAUUAUCAUCCUCUGAUCUUUCUAUGCAGCUAAUGUCAUCUUUCUCAGCCUCUCUUAGGAACUUACUGUCAGACAACAGAUUGAGGCCUUUUGCAUCCGAGUCCAUUUCAUCCUUCUGUGCUUUCAAAGAUGAGGAACAUGAUCAUCCAACUUUGAAUGGCCUACCUAUUUCUUCAUCUGCUGGGAUUAUGGAUGAUGGGAUAGAUGCAAAUGAAAACAUCAUGGAAGAUAUGCCAAACUAUGAAAGGUCUGAGACCUUGUCAAUUUCGAGUGAACCUGCUCAAUACUCUAAUGCUGUUACUACAAACAAAAUUGAAACUGAAGGCAAGGAUGACAGUGAUGGUGUAUUGAGCUCUGAGAGCAUAUUGGUUCUUUUGUCCAGUCAAUGUAUUGAAAAAGGGAUUGUUUGUGAACAGAGCCAUCUUUCUCGCAUAAAGUACUACGGGAAUUUUGAUGUCUCUCUUGGACGCUACCUUCAAGAUGUUUUACUCAACCAGAAACAUGCCUGCUCUUCAUGCGGUGAACCACCAGAAGCUCAUAUUUACUGUUAUACCCACCAAAAUGGAAAUCUUACUGUUCUAGUUAGGCAGCUUCCUCCAACUUCAUCUUUAUUAGGAGAAACAGGGGGGAAAAUUUGGAUGUGGAGUCGAUGCUUAAAAUGUGAGCAUGAAAAUGGGAUCCCAAGAUCAACUAAGAGAGUUGUGAUGUCUACUGCAGCUCGUAGUCUAUCCUUUGGCAAGUUCUUAGAGCUCAGUUUUACCAGCCACUCUGCAGCAAGUAGGUUAUCUUCUGAAUGUGGGCAUUCACUUCAUAGGGACUGUCUUCGCUUUUUUGGAUUGGGCUCCAAAGUUGCAAUGUUCAGAUAUUCACCGGUUGAAAUUUAUGAUGCAUGUAAGCCACCCCCAGUACUUGAGUUUCCUAUCCCAAGUGAACAAGAUUGGGUUGUGCAAGAAGCAAAAUCUUUGCUUCAAAGGGGAGAGAGAUUUUUCUCAGAAGUUGCGAACUUCCUAUGCAAUUUGAAGACGAGUUGUUCAGGUCCUUUCUCUGAGCAAUAUAAGAACUUUCCUGGUUUUGUAAAAAGCAUAUGUGAAGCAGAAGAUAUGUUAAUUCAAGAAAAAGCUGAAUUUAAGGCUGCUUUGUUUAAAUCUGUCAACUAUUCCGGGCAACAAGAGAAGUCUGUGAAUGAAAUUCUAGGCUUGAAUUGGUUCAAUCAGGAGCUACUUCUUGUGCUUUUCAUUUGGGAUCGUCGUUUGCAUCAGUUUUCACAAAUCAGUAAAGACUUUGACCGAUCACAGGAUGCUGAAAAUGAAAGAUAUAUGGGGAAAGGCAGCAUAGAAAUUGGUGAAAUAACAUCUGGAAUACCAAAUCAUUCCCCCAUUAACGUUCAGCAAUCCACUUCUGAUAGCAGUUACAAUAAUCAAAAUCACUGUUAUCCAGAAACUGAUACAGCCUACAACUCUGCUGAAAUUUCCCAAAGUUCAGGGUUUGAUGAGAUGGAAGCUUCAAUAGAAGCGGCCUCUUUUGAACCAUCUGCUGCAGAAAAUGCACCGAGUACUGUGGGGCAAAAUUUGGAUUCUGAAAAUUCAGCUCUUUCUACUUCACCUGACAUCAGUUCGACUAAAGAGUAUGAGGAAGAAUGUUCUGGACAUAGUGAUAUAUAUGACUUAGAGAUGGUGAAUGACAAUGCGAUUAGUGGAAUUGGAUUAUUUUUUGCUUCCGCGUUGAAGGGACAGCUUUCAAGUGCUAGGCUGUUCAAGGAUUCUCCUGAUUUUGAAGACCCUGAAAGCUUGAUUUGGAUUCCUUUCUCUGAACUCCGCAUUGCAUUGAAAAAAGACCUAGAUGGUGGUUACUUGCAUAAAUUUUCAUUCAUCCGUACUUACACUCCAAAAUAUUUGAGCCCUAUCCAUCAGUUCUUUCCCCAAGAACGGGGUUUGUUGUACUACCCUGUUGGCACUAGUAGAACGAUCCUGUCUGUCAGUGAGGAUGAAAUAUCCAGCAUUAUUGCCUGUGCAUUGGCCCUCUCUGAUGACCAAAAUUGUUUCUUAGAAACCAUGGAUAUGAAGAACUCAUAUGAAGGCAAACUAGAGCCCGAUAAAGAAAUUGAUAAUACAUCUAACCUUGUCUCCGAGAGUUCUGUGACUUCAUCUCAUUGGUCAUCUAAUGCAUCUUUUGAUCCUGUAGGAAUGCAUCUUUCACGAAGCUUCUCUUCAUUUUCCUCAGAUGAAUUUUCUGCCUUGGCUUUAGAAAGUGGAUUAUCCAUGGAUCGUUUGAUAACUUCUGAAAAUCUUCAUCCUGAAGUCCCACUAGGCAUUGGGAAAGAAGUCUCAAAGAAGUAUUCUGUUGUAUGUAUCCAUGCAAAGCAAUUCUAUGCUCUUCGAAGGAUGUGUUGCCCUUCAGAACAGGCUUACAUAUCUUCACUAAGCCGAUGCAGGAAGUGGGAUGCUCAGGGUGGAAAAAGCAAGGCCUUUUUUGCCAAAACGAUGGAUGACAGGUUCAUUAUUAAGCAAAUCAAGCGGGCCGAGCUUGAUUCCUUCUUGAAAUUUGCACAAGAUUAUUUUAAGCAUAUUACUCACUCUCUAAGCACAGGUAGUCAAACUUGUCUUGCAAAAAUCCUGGGAAUAUAUCAGAUUAGACUAACUAAAAGUGGAAAGGAAGUGAAGAUUGAUCUGAUGGUGAUGGAAAAUCUCCUCUUUGGUCACAAUGUGACACGCACAUAUGAUUUGAAAGGUGCUGUCUUUUCUAGAUACAUUUCAGAUGUAAAUGACACUGAGAAAGUUCUUCUGGAUCAGAACUUUGUGGAAGAUAUGCGCUUAUCUCCAAUCUAUGUUGGGGGAAAAACUAAACAGCUUUUGCAGCGAGCCAUCUGGAAUGACACAGCUUUCCUCAAUGCAAUCAAUGUCAUGGAUUAUUCUCUGCUUGUUGGUGUGGACAGAAAACAACAGAGGCUGGUAUUUGGUAUUAUUGAUUAUUUGAGACAAUAUACGUGGGAUAAGCAGCUUGAGACCUGGGUCAAGGCAUCUCUGGUUGUUCCUAAAAAUUCAUUACCAACCAUUAUCUCCCCAAAAGAGUACAAGAAAAGGUUCAGAAAAUUCUUGUCUAGAUACUUAUUGACAGUUCCUGAUUCGUGGUGUUCUACGGAGUGUUCAGAACCUUGCAAAUUUGGUACAGGUGGGAACAGCAAAUUAUCAAGCGAACCUUCACUGUGAGAUGUUUAGUUUACAAUUUGUUUAUUCUUGGUUUUUAUAUCAAACUACACCUUAUUCUUUCCCCUGGUUUUUGCACUAUGGCUUUGCAAUAACUGUAUAUAAUCAUCAAUCAAACAGUUCCCAAGUUUGCGUUUUUUAGCAAAUUAUUUGGGUAAGUUAAUCAUCUACAGGUAUGAUUGAUAUGUAUUGUAUCUCAUACAAUGAUUUAAAGAUCACAAGAAAUACUUAAGUGUACUCCUUUGGUUAAAGUCUAUAUUAUGGAAUACAAUUUUAAAG